AUGGCGGCUCAUCACCGACAGAACACGGCGGGGCGGCGGAAAGUGCAGGUGAAGGGAGUGAAGCGGUGCCGGUUGGAGGGGGAGGCUUGGCCGAAGGGCGGAGGAGGAGAGCGCGGGGGCCCCGCGGCCUCGCUGGAGGGAGAAAGGCCGGGGGAAACGGCGCUAAAGGCGGGGGCCGGGAUGAGGAAGGGGACGGGUUGGAGGAAGCGCGGGAAGAAGCCGGGUGGGGGAGGGAUGAAGGGCGGAGCGGCCUCAGCUUGGGAAAGAUAUUCUGGGAGCUAGAGAAAUUGCCGCAAGACCCUGGCUUUCUCCUCCCCGUCCUCAGCUGCUGACGCUUUAACGGCGGGAGAGAUCGGAAGAAGCUGCUUUAGGGACCCCCUUUGCGAAGUGGUCAUCGUCUUGUCCCGCGCGUCGGAAGUAACGAGAUUGUGAUGCUUUGGCCUUUUCCGCUUCAGGGCUCUGCCUGUGGGUGUUAGUAUUUCAGCGCGCGGUUUCCGCCAGCUGCGCCCCCGGUGUUAAAAACACCAAAGCCCAAACACCUUCUCCACACACCGUAGCGAAUAGGUGGGUGUAGUAGCUAGUGCUGGGGCGAUCCAAGGUCAGAUCUUUACUUGGGCAUAGAACUCACUGGGUGGCUUUGGGUCAGUCACUGUGUCCUUGUCGAACCUGCCUCACAGGGUUGUUGUGACAUAAAGUGGGGGUGCGUAGGACCAUGUACAUGUCCCAGGGCUCCUUGGAGUAGAGGUGAAAGUUAAAUGUUAAUUAAACAUUACAUGAAGGUAGUGCUUUAAUUGUGAGAGCAUUGAAAAAGUGAUCUUUACUGCUGACAGUUUGAGGCUACAGUUUGGAACUCUACCACUAAUGUCUGCUAUCUCCUUUUGAGUAGUGUUUAUGUGUGUGUCUGUUCUCACUGUACUUUUUGGCCAAGAUUGGUUCCUCAGAGAUGACUUACAAUUAAAAUCUGCGCAGAGGGGAAAUGUAGCUUCAGUUGUAGCUUGGGGAAAAGACUGUCACUCAGUAGUGGUAGAGCAUCUGGUGUUCAUGCAAAAGAUUCUGUGUUCAGUUCUCACCAUCUCCAGGUGGGACUGGGGAAGACUCCUGUCUGAAAUCCAGUCAGUUUGGACAAUACCAAGUUAAAUGGAGAAAUAAUGUGAUUAUUACUAGGCAGCUUCCUAAGUAUAUGUGUUGGGCAUAAUAGUCUAGGUUCCAGACACCUCUGUAGCUGAUGGAAACAGACUGGCUAAUGUAGGCUGUGGGCCUUGUUGAUCCACUCUGGCUAGACUUGUCAUGUAAGGGGAACUCUGCUUGUUGAAUUCUGAAUGUUCUUCACAAAGAGGCUCAAGAACGUGGUUAUGUACAUAAAAAUUGCUGGCAAUGAUCAGUUUCCAUGGUUUAUCUUUCCACUCUUCUGAGUUGCUUUUUAUUCUAGGAGUUUGGAAUAGAGGAAAAAUAAAAUUUUAGUGUGAAUAGAUUUUUAAGCCCCACAAGGGGGUUAAAUGUUUCUGUGACGAUAAUGUAUCCCAUAGCUAAACUAACAAUUUGAGGGGUUUUUUUUGGGGGGGGGGUUCUCCACAGACACCCUCAACUUAUCUCUUUUCAUAUCUGUCAAUUAUUUCCUCAUUAUGGCUCAGUUUAUUGAAAAGUUUAUGUAGCAGACCCGUGUGGUGCAAUGGUAAUGGGCUAGGCUAGGAUCAGGUGUUCUCGAAGACGUUGUUCUCGAAGCUACAAACAUGAGUCUGACCAAACUGCGGGAGGCAGUGGAAGACAGGAGUGCCUGGCGUGCUCUGGUUCAUGGGGUCACGAAGAGUCGGACACGACUAAACGACUAAACAACAAGGAUCAGGGAGAACUGGGUUCAAAUCCUUAUUGCCAUGCAGCACAAUAGCUGAUAACAAUUGGCCAUGACUGGCUCAGUUAUCUCAUCAUCCUUCCAACAACACAGUGACAUCACAAUAUGGAAUCCAGUUGCCUAUGAGUUUUUAGAAACUGAAAUGCCUUGAUAUAGAAGGAUGUGUUCCUUUGCCUCUUGCCUUUUAAAGCUGUCCAAGUUAAUUUCUAUCACCACAUAUUGUAGGAGCAAAUUUCAUAGUAUGACAAUGUGUUGUAUCAAGAAUUACUUCCCUUUGCCCAUCCUUAAUCUCUCACCAUUCAGCUUUAUUGGAUGACCUCUGCUUCUAUUAUUAUUAUUAUUAUUAUUAUUAUUAUUAUUAUUAUUAAUUCACUUAUACACCGCCUUAUACCUGGAUCUCUCAAGGCGGUUCACAAGACUGCAACAUAUAAAAUGUAACCAAAAGCAAUAACCCCCCCCCCCCAAAAACCCACACACAAUUAAAAUGGGCAUAGGAUGUAAAUCAGAUCAACUAAAGGCCUGGUUAAAAAGGAACAUUUUUGCCUGGCGCCUAAAGGUAUAUAAUGAAGGUGCCAGGCGAACUUCCCUGGGGAGAGCAUUCCAUAGACAGGGAGCCACUGCAGAGAAGGCCCGUUUUUGUGUUGCUACCCUCCGGACCUCUUAAGGAGGAGGCACAUGAAGGAGGGCCUCAGAAGAUAAUCUCAGGGACUGGGUAGGUUCAUAUGAGAAGAGGCGAUCCUUGAGGUAUUGCGGUCCUGAGCCAUCCUGGUUCUAGUGUUAUGACAGGAAGGGAAGAGUGAAUUAUUUAUAAACCUCUAUCUUUUUUUCUAAAUCCAAAACUCGCCCCAGCAUUGUAACCUCUUCUCCCAAAGCUUUUUAACAUCCCUAUGAAGCCAUUGGGAGCAGUCAUCAGGAGGUUUGGGUCACAGUGUCACCAGUAUACUGAUGUCAGCUCUGUUUUUCCAUUAAACCUGAGUCAUGAGAGGUUGCACAUAAGGAGAUCAGCUAAUGGAGCCCAGUUAGUUUUGCCAUGACCUGAUUAUCAUUGGCUAGUGGUAACAUAAAGAUGGGCUUUUCCACUGGUAGCAACUGUGUUUGUGGGAUGCCCACGCUGCUGAAAUACAGGAGGCACCAUAAGUGUUGACAUUCCACCAGCUCCUGAAAACGCACCUGUUUAGCCAAGCAUUUCCCUGAAUUUAAUUGUGAAUUUAUUGUUUUAACUGUUUUUAAAAUGUUUUAAUUAUGUUUCUAAACUGUUUUAUUAUUUAUUUUAAUUAAGGGUGUUUUAAUAGCACUGUAUAUUUUAAUAAUUCAUUGAUUUGAUGGUUGUAAACCACUUCAAAGCCAUUUUGGCAUAUAAGUAGUACAUUAAUUAAUUAUAAUGGAGUUGCUGCAGCAUUUCGGUUGUCCUUUUCUGCAUUGUUUCUACCUCUAUAAGUUCACCUCCUGAAUUGUACAUGCCAUGCUAAGUAUGGUUAAUAAUAAUAAUAAAUAUUACUACUCCGCCCAUCUGGCUGGGUUGCCCCAGCCACUCUGGGUGGCUUACAGCAUAUAUAAAAACAGCUUUAGAAAGUAGUUAUGUUAGCCGUUUUCCAGUGAUCAGGCACUGAAGCCAUCUUAGGGACAGGUUGCAUAUUUUUGUUAAAAGAUCAGCAGUUUUACAUUUCAGCUCUUUAAGAACUCUCAGAUGAACUCAAUGAUAUCUUACUUUUUUAUAUGUUGAUAAAGCCUAGAGUUUAAUAAUUGUCACUUCAAUUCAUUCCAGUUCUUUAAACUCUCUAAGAACGUCAAAUCAGGCAUAGGUAUCUGCCCUAUACGUUCAGCUGUGAAGACAGAUGCAAAUCAUUUGGCUUCUCUGCAAUCUCCUCCUUCUACUUCAGCAGAUCUUUAACUCCUUUGUUGUCUUUAACCAGCUAUGGACACACUUUGGACUGUAUUCUGCUUUUGAAGUACUUAACAUAUUUUUUAUUAAUAUUUUUAAAUAACAUAGUGAAAUUCUUUAAAAUUUCUUUUCUUCUUGCAUUUUGUUGUCAAAGUUUGCAUUCCUAUGAGAAAUUGCAGGAGAUAUUCCUACUGUUUCCUUCCUUGUCUAUACCACAGCACAAAUGAGAUAAAUUCUUGCCUCUCUCCAGAACCAUCUACACAUGCUAGAGGAAUUGAAGUAGUAGUGUGGCAUUUGGAGUCUUUGGUCUUACUGUAGCCGUUUUUUGUAGCACUCUGGCAGACCUGAUUACUAACCAAAGCUUUAGAUAAUACAGGAAUGUAUUUAAAAUAUCUUUCUCAUAAUCCUUAAAUGAGCAGGUGACGUAAGGUCUCAAUAAUAAGAAAAUUGCACAUUACUGAUGCAUAUUCUCAGCAGCAGCAAUUUGCUACAAUUCUCAGACACUUACGCUAAAGUAAAUGGGGCUUAAUGGCUUCUUUCCCUAUUAUGGAAUACACCAUUAUAGUAGUAAUUGUAACCAUAAAACAUAAUUGCUGAAUCCAUCAGCAAAUUUUAGAUUUUGGAAAUUGCCUGAAAUGGUUAAGAUUUAGAUCAUUUGCAUUUCCUUCAAUAAGAGCCCAUAUGGUGUAGUGGUUAGAGUGUUGGACUAGGACCUGGAAGAUAAGGUUCAAAUCCCUGCUUGGCCAUAAGGCUGCCCAGGUCACCCUCUCUCAGCCUAACCUAUGUCACAAGGGUAUUGUGAGAAUAGAAUAAGGAGGGGGGGAAGCAUCUACAUCACCUUGAGCUCCUUGGAGGAAAGGUGGAAAAUAAAUGUUGUAAUAAAUAAAAUAGGAAUUAAAUAAUGGUAGCAUACAGACCAAAAGGGCACAUAUCUUCAACUACUCCAAAUGUUGUGAUCAAAGCAAACCGAUGUUUGUGAGGACCUGCCUAAUGCCCCAUGAUCCUUUUUGUUUGGAAGUUUCUCAGCUUUGAGACAGGUAAACCUAGAGAGCAGGGGUGAGGAACCUUUCAUGUACCAUACCAUAUUGCUUCAAAAGUAACUAAUCUGUCAAAGGCUGUAUGCUGGUCAGGGUUGAGCUCAUAGAGGUUGUGGCAUUCAUUUUUUUCCCUCUUUCUGCCACCCCCUUUCUCCCAUAUUUUUGGGUGGCAAGGAGAGAAAAUUAAACAGUCUGUAUCAUUAUAAGUUAUAUCAGAGUGGAUAACAACAAUUUAAAAUACAAAUAGAAGCCAACAAAGUGCAGUAGAAAAUAGGCUGAUGGGAGCAGGUUUCCCUUCCCUGCUGCAGUACACAUGACCUUCCAUGAAGAAGGCAUCUCCCAGUCAUUCAAGGGGGAAUUGGCAAUUGAGUUGAGACUUCAACCGCUUUCAAAUUGCAUUGCACCCACAUGGUGGAACCUGUGUUGUAGUUGCAGUUGCAUAGCAUGGUCAUUCUUGCUGCUACUUAUAUUCCCAAACUGUUUCCUUUCAGAAUUAGCAGUACUUGUGGGUGGUGAAGUGCCCUUUAUAAUAUUGGUAUUCUCUGUGUGGCUCCUUAACAACAAUGGUUAACUGCAAAUGGUGGACUAGGAUUAAUAUCAUUUAUUGAAUUAAAUUGCCUACUGGAUAACUGAAAAGGCUUUAGUGAACUGGCCCCAAUGUAUAGCCCACCUUUCUUCAGUCAUGGAACUCAAAGUAGCAUUCAUGGGAUUCCUACAUGGUCUUCCAUCCAGGUGUCAAUCAGACCCACCCUAUCUUUGCUUGGGCAAGGUAGCUUCCUUGUGUGCCUCCAGACCAUGCUGUAGGAGGCCUUAGCUAACAAUUGGUUGUUUAAACCCAGCCAAAUGUCUGUCUUUCUGUGGCUAGACAUUUCAGUUAACACAAUCUUGAUGAAUGUGCAGAAAUGUCUGUUCUUCUUGAUCCUUGCAUACAGCUCUGGGCAACAUUUGAGUAGAUAGAUUCUAGUAACAGAUAAUAUUCUCAUUGGGGAUUGUUCACUUACCUGUCUGAGCCCCAAGCAAAAAACGCUCAUGAGUCAUACUUCUUGUUGACCUAUGCAACAUAGAACCUAGAUGCAGUUUUCUAUUUGAGAAUAUCACUGGGCUAGUGAGCCCUUCUGUCCCCUGGUUCUCAUCCUCCUGUGUGGCUUUGCUUCCAUGAAAGUUGAACUGAGAGGCACUCAUCAAGAUUCUGAUGCAUAGCAUAUUUUUUAUUGCCUGUUCUCAAAGCUGAAAGGAGUAGAGUUUGCAAUUCUUAAUCCUGGAUAACAAUACAGUGGUACCUCGGGUUACAGACGCUUCAGGUUACAGACUCCGCUAACCCAGAAACUUUGCUUCAGGAUGAGAACAGAAAUCGCACCACGGCGGCAGCGGGACGCCCCAUUAGGUAAAGUGGUACCUCAGGUUAAGAACAGUUUCAGGUUGAGAACGGACCUCCAGAACGAAUUAAGUUCUUAACCCGAGGUACCACUGUAAUCUGUUUUAUAUACUGGUAUGGAAUACUUCAGGCAUAUGAAUUGCAAAACUUAGUGUACAACUUUGUGUGAACAACACAUUAUAUGUAUUAGUACCAUCUGCUUGCAAAAUGCCAAAUCAUCCUUUGAAAUCUAACUCCUGCAGAGGUAAGCUGUUUUUACUGCACGAAAGUGAUAAAUCAUAUAAUUUUCCAGAGGGGGAAACACACACACAAGCAUCUUUUGAUGCUUGAAAUCAUUCUGUCUUUGGGCUGAAAUUAGUGCUCUUGACUCAAUUUUGGGGGUUGAUUAUUCCUAAUAUUUGUAAGUAGUACAUUUAGCAUUCAAGUUGUAGACCUAACAUAUGAAUGCUUAGUUUCUUGUGGAAAACAAUGGGCUAGCUUUUGUAAGUGGAAUUGUCACAGACUCAUAGAAUUGCAAAGAUGGAAGGGACCCUAAGUGUCAUCUAAUGCAACCUCUUGCAAUGCAGGAAUCUCAACUAAAGUAUCCAUGACAGAUGACCAUCCAACCUCUGCUUAAAAACCUUCAGUGAAGAAGGUUUAUUGAAGGAUUACAACCUUCCGAGUUGUAAUCCUCUAUGCUUUAAGUUGGAUGUAAGAACUGUUGAACUGGGUGAAUCUUCUGGAAUAAAGGUGCAUAAGAUUCCACUUAUCAAUCUGCGUUUUAUAAGCUGUUCUAAAGGAGUGCCUUAGUCUAGUUAUCACUGUUGUUGUACGCCAAAGGUGACAGUAAGGUAGAUCGGCAUCUACUGGUUUGUCUAACCCUAGCAACAACAGAAAAAAAAUCUCCCUACACCAUAGUUUUUCAACUUUUUUGAGUCCACAGCUCCCUUGACCAACUACAUUCUGGCAGCCUCUCACCCUUUCUCAAACACCCUCCCUUGUGGCAUUUUCCCUCAGCCUUCUCUUUUUGGGAGUCCUCUGGGCAGCCACAGCUGCUGCCUCUGGUCUCUGAACUGCCCUCCUCUGCCCCAAAGAGAGGUGCCUCCUCACACUGCCAUACAGGGGUGUGGGAAGCAUCCCCCGGCCAGCCCCAGAGGCACCAUUUGCCUGGGGAGCUUGUAGCCAGGACUGCUGCAACAAACAGCUCUGCAAGCCUUUGGGAGGCAGAGAGGGCAUCAGAGGAAGGAAAGAGGGACAGAGGCCAGUGGUGCCCUUGGCACCCCUGACUAUCAUCCAAGUGCCACGGCACACUGGUUGAAAACCACUGCUAAGAUAGAUUGCUGAAAAAGAAAGCUUCACAGAAAACCAGGUGUGGAUAUUUUUGUGAAAGGAUUUGGGAGCUUAGUUCUGGGGCUGCUUGCAAAUUCCAGGACUCAUCGUGGCCCUUAAUUCUUUACUUAUGUCCACUUGGCUAGGUCACUAUUUUGCAGCUGGAUCAAAUUAAUGGACCUUGGAUUCUAAUGAAAAGACAUGGUAGAUCCCACAAGCUUGAAGUCCACCCCCCUUGGUGUAUGCAGUUCUCCCACUCUGAAGAGCUGAGCAGUGUGAUCAUAUAGUAGUGCAAAACCAGUCAACAUUUGCUAACUCUGUGUAAAUAUAAUGUGUUCGCUGUUGUCAACUGCAAAUGCAUUUUUCUUGCUCCAUUAUGUCAUUUCCAUAAAUAAUAGAAAGAUGAGGAAUAAUCUUUCCUCCUCCUUCCAGCAUUAUUUAAUGGACUCGGGGCAAAGGCGCUCUCUGUCUCCCGUUUCUCUAAUAUCUUAGUUGCUUGUGUAUGGUGCAUUGGAUGUUGAUGUGUUCCUGAUGAUGAUUUUUUAAAUUAAUGGAAAGUUUUGUUGAAAAUGAGUGGGCAAAACAAAAUACUUCUAUCUGAGGCUUCUUAAUGCUUUAAUUGGAUUUCUGUCAACACAUCUUAGGUCUCCUAUGUAAUUAGAGAUGAGGUGGAGAAGUACAAUCGAAAUGGGGUAAAUGCACUGCAGCUGGACCCAGCGCUAAACAGACUUUUUACAGCAGGCCGAGACUCCAUCAUCAGGAUAUGGAGCGUCAACCAGCACAAGGUAAACCAAACACAGAAGCUUUGCUUUAAAAGAUGGGCUUAGAAUGUUAGAUGCAGCCAAUGAAGAGUAUCUUACACCGUUAAAGGCCACUCUUGUGUUGUAUCGGCAAACACUGCAAAUCAUUCUUACCAAGUACAUUAGCAUCUUCAAUUUUUUUAGAUAAGAAAGCACAGUCACAAUAACAUUUGUCUAAUUUGGUGUAAAACGAAAAUCUCUUGUUUGUAUUUAUGGAAGGCAAGAUAUACAGUGCUUCCAAACAGGGACUUAAUAUUGCUAAUGAGCAGUGGAGAGCUAUUCCAAAUGGCUUGUUGGCAACAAAGGGUUUUUUUAAUACAAGAUUUUCUCUGUGUAUUUUGUGCAGUUUGAUACCAACCAUGUGUGGAUACUGCAAAGCAAAAAAGAAAACUUGCAUGCAUGAGGAGCACUAAUCCCACAAUAAACACCACAUUUAGAGAUUUUACUUUAAGAAUGGCCACUGAAGCAACACUGUUUUCAGCAGACUUUUAAAAAACAUAGGGGCAAGGCUUAGCUCCUUUGGGAAUAUACCAUAUUCUUCGCUCUAUAAGACGCACCAGACCAUAAGAAGCACCUAGUUUUUGGAGGAGGAAAACAAGAAAAAAAAUAUUCUGAAUCUCAGAAGCCAGAACAACAAGAGGGAUCACUGCUUUCACUGCGCAGCGAUCCCUCUUGCUGUUCUGGCUUCUGGCAUAGCUGUGCAGCCUCCAUAAGACGCGCACACAUUUCCACUUACUUUUUAGGAGGGAAAAAGUGAGUCUUAUAGAGCAAAAAAUACGGUACCCCCUUUCAACUCAUUUUUGCUCCCAAAGUGGUUUGCAACUAAAAUUCUCAAAGUACAGGUACAUUGACAAGUUUUCACUAUUGCUGUCCUAUUUAUGAAACUGGUUGAGUGACCCAUUGCCUCACUCCUUACUUUCCUGUCAUCUGCUGUGGUCUUACCAAGCUCCUGGUACCUGGCUAAUAGUGAGUUAGUCCAGUCCCAUCCAGAAAGUGAAGAGACUGAAGGACUUGGGGAGGUGAUGCUGGCUAAUACUGAAAAGAGCAGUUUCCUUCAAAUCCAAAAGGUGUUCUCAUUCCCUGGAGUUUUAGCAGAUAGCUUUUAAAAAUAAUUAGAGUGGUUUGUUGAGAGCUAAAUUCUGGCUGCUUUCUUGAGCAUCCUGAGUGAGAUUCACUAACUCAAUUAUGCUGUUAAAAUAAUUGCUCUGACCACCCCCACCCUGUCAGAAUGAUUUUGUUUUUUGUUUAAAAAUCUGGGCUACAGUAAUAACAUACAAGCUAUUUUUCUAUGCCUGAGCAAGAGAAAAUGAAAUGUUUGAAAGCAAAUUUGUCAAAUGAUGUGCGAUUUCUCCCUCCCCUCCCACUUCUGUAACUGAAAUCUGGUGGUGAUGCUAGAUCAUAUUAAUUAUUUUCCUUACUCUAGUAAUCUUGAGAUCAAAGUUAUGGUUUAUGGUUUGAUUUAGUGUUUAAUUGCUGCUCUUACUUCUUUUGUAUUUUAAAUUUAAAAUAAAAAUUGCUCUGAACACAGCAAAAAAUGGCCCCAUGGAACAGGAGCAAGGACUCACAAUUGUGUUGGGUUUUUUUUUAAUUCUAGCAAGACCCUUAUAUAGCAUCUAUGGAACAUCAUACAGACUGGGUGAAUGAUAUUGUACUCUGCUGCAAUGGCAAAACGUGUAAGUGCCUUUUAAAACACUGCAUGAUUCUUUUGAGUUACAUGUAUAUUGGUAAAUCCUAAUUUAUAUGGUGUUUUUCUGUGUUCUCAAAGACAUGCACUGUCUUAGUAAUCUUACAACAACCUUGUGAAGUACCUUAGUAGGUUUAUAGUCUACUGCUUUACAAAAGAACUUGAAGUACUGUAGUUUCCAAAAGCCGCUUAUCACAAAUAUAGCAAAGUAAGACAUUAAUGAUGCAAUGGCAGAAAUAUCAUAGGAAAUUAAUUAAAAAUCAAUAGGAAAAUGCCUGGCACGUGUUUAGCUGGCACCAGGUGCUAUGACGGGAGGUGGUCUUGUGGGUCCCACCCGAGGGAGUUCCAGAGCUGUGAAUAUACCAGCUCUUGUAUCAUUUCAUAUGAGCUACUUGCAAGUAAAUGCAAAUUCUAGUUCUUGAAGGAUGGACAGAUUCUCUUUGCUAGUUCCCACAGAAACAUAACCCAUUGUAACUUUUUUCCUUUGUAGUGAUAUCUGCUUCAUCCGAUACUACUGUUAAAGUAUGGAAUGCACAUAAGGGAUUUUGCAUGUCAACACUAAGGACCCACAAGGUAACAGGAAGCAUAGAAAUGCCAUAAAUAAUAAGUACCGUAUUUCUCUGUGUAUAACACUAGGUUUUUCCCCUAAUAAAAAUUAGGAGGCGUCUUAUACACGUAUAGUGCCGAGGCCAUUUUCUUAAAUCUGAGUCCCCCAAAAUAGGGGGUGUCUUAUACAUGGGGGCGUCUUAUGGAGGGGGAAAUACGGUAAUGACUGCGAUUGUCAAAUCAGUAGUGCCAGUGUUCUAAAGUGCCUUUUUGUCAAAUCCAUUUACUUAUUUUAGGAUUAUGUGAAAGCCUUGGCAUAUGCAAAAGAUAAAGAGCUGGUGGCAUCUGCUGGGCUGGACAGACAGAUAUUCCUCUGGGAUGUAAAUACGCUAACAGCACUGACUGCCUCAAAUAACACUGUCACGAGUAAGUACCCAGAGGAUUUAAGCUUAUGCUGAUCUGUGCAAAGCAAUUUUUACUGCCAUGGAGGGGGGGAUAUUUUGCAACCCCACAACUUUCUGGAGCAAUAGUUCACUGCUGAAACAAAAUUGAUAGAGUAAGCCUCAACAGGCAGAUAGAAAUGACUCCAGUCAGCGUUCAAAGGUCAGUUUUUAAACUUAACAAUAUUAGUUAAGUGAUAUAAAAGGAUAUGGUCCGAAGACAUGUAAGGCAAAACUAAGUGGGUCUGGUCAGUACCUAGAUGGGUGACUGCUAGGAAUGGCAUGUAUUCCACCCUAGGUCCCAUAAUGCAAGAAAGAUGAGCUAUAAAUAGAAGGAAGCAAAUAAAAUACAAGAAAGUGUUUCCAUUAAUGACAGGGACACUAGCUGGACCCAUAUAUUCCUGGAACCUGGACAGAAGUUGCCUACAAUGGUUCUGGCUGUAGAAACACAUAGUCUUCAUGGGCUUCUGUUUGAGUAGAUGCCAGGCCACCUGAGAGUGGGUGAGGUGGGGAAGUUUGUAACAAUGUCAAAUUCACUUGUUUCAGUGUGUCUUAAUGUCUGUCAGCCAUUUACUUAUAUGGGAGAAAAUCAAGUUCUCUGUUGGGAUCUUAGUGUUCCCACCGGGGUAAAGGUACAAACUUGUAGCUCUCAGCUACCUUACCAUGUGUGAUGAGAAUUGACUUUUUAAAACGUUUACCUCAAAUUACAGCCCUUAAUAUACUUUGCUUCUGUAGCAUGGUGAAAACACAUUGCAGAGGGUAUUGCAUUGCUCUAACAGCAGCCCAAUAAAGCAUUUCCAAGUAUAGUGUGACCAUUAUAAAGAGAGGAAAUGAUGGGCUGAAAAAUGUAUUGUGGCAGCAAAAUGUAAAUUCUUAAUGCCAAACACUACUUAAAUUGGUUACUCCAAGUUCUUGCUCUUUCUUGGUUUGAAAUAUUCAUCCAAAACGAUGUUUGAUUUGUUUUCAAUAGCUUCUUCCCUCAGUGGGAACAAAGAUUCUAUCUACAGUCUUGCCAUGAAUCAGAUGGGAACAGUAAUUGUAUCAGGGUCCACUGAAAAGGUAAGCAAGACACAAACGCAGACACACUGGCUUGGUGAAAAGAUUGCGCACAACUUCUAUAUAAAUUUCAAAUCUUUCAGUGUUCCAAUGUCUGAACAGGAAUAUCUGUCCUGAACAAUUAUUUUAUUAAACAUUCCCAUACUCUGGGAAGACUGCGCUUGAUGUUGUUAGGCAGACAUUUUGUCCAAUCCAACAGGAUACUUAUUGGAGCUGGAGGGUUUAUAAUACAGCCUUAUCCCACUAAGCUGCUGGAGAAGUUUAUCCCAUAGCCUGGUGCUGAAGGGCCUGCACUUGGUCCUCUUUCUUCUGAAAGUAUUCCUCCAAUAUAAUGGGCUGAGGGAGUUUAGUAGUUACAGUACAAUUGUUAUCCCUACACACAUACAAAACAAAAUAUGUCUGUGGAUAUCUUUGGGAGAAGAAAAGGCUAAGGAGUAAAUUCUACACAAAUCCGGAACAGAGACCCUAAGAUGGUGGGACGCACCUUGUACACCUUCUGGCAACUCCUGCAGCCAAUCUUGUGCCAAACGUAUUGCUCUGCUUUCCUUUGGACCACAUCAGCCAGGUCGAGAGGGGUGUCUUGUCAUCUGGGUAGCCCAGGACCUCCAUGCACACUGCCCAGGCUUGCCCCUUGGGAAGGUCACUUCAGUGCUGCUAACGCAGUGGUUUGACUUCAUUGCCGGAAGAGCACUCCAUUGUAGGAGGCCAUUUAGCAGAACCCAACUAUUCUUUCUCUCCCCUACCUUCCAGGCAUUGGGAAUCAUGAGGCUAUGAUUUCGGGUAGUGGGGAGCCUGCCAUUGUUGUACGGUCAUACCUCUUGUUACGUUUGCUUCAUGAUACGUUUUUUCAGAUUGCGCCCCGCGGCGACCCGGAAGUACCAGAAAGGGUUACUUCUGGGUUUCGCCACUCGCGCACGUGCAGACGCACAAAAUGACAUGCGCAGAAGCGGCAAAUUGUGACCCGCGCGUGUGCAGACGCGGGUUGCGUUCCUUUCAGGUUGAGAACGGGGCUCCGGAAUGGAUCCCGUUUGCAACCAGAGGUACCACUGUACUUUCUAAAAGAGUCAAAGAGUCUGGUGCCUAUUCAAGAAACCUAAAUUGAAUUGGCUUUAGUGUGAAGACCCUUUAAAAAUUAGGAAAUGAGUUUGGAUCACAAUACCAUUGUAAUAUAUCAGAGGUUUUUUCCCCCCUCAACAGGUAUUAAGGGUUUGGGAUCCAAGAACCUGUGCAAAGCUUAUGAAACUCAAGGGGCACACAGACAAUGUUAAAGCUUUGCUACUGAACAGAGAUGGCACACAGGUAUGCAUUUGAUAUCACAUUACUGUGAAGGCUACUAGCUGUACGGGGAAGAUUUCUCUCUGUGGUGCAAUAAUAUCCUCUCAGCCCUUUGCAUUGCUUAUUCCGCAAGAUCGGCUUUGAGUUCUUAAUAAGAAAUCUGUUGAAACAAACACAAUGCAUUUUGUUUCAUAUUUGAGCAAACAUCAACUGUAAUUAAAUACUUUGCUAGAACCAACAAGCUAAAAGGGGGGGGGUUAAAAAAGAAUUGUUUGGCAUAAGUUUUUUGUGUGCGUUAUUUCUGUUGUAAAAUGAAACUGUAACAUUCUAUAGGAAAAACAGAUUGAACGGAAGGAAAACUGGACUUGCAUGUUGACUUUAGAGAACUAAACAUUUACUCACUGUUUUAUUGGAUAUGUAAUUGUUUAAAAUUGAACAACCAUUCUUGUUACAGUGUCUUUCCGGCAGCUCUGAUGGGACUAUCAGACUCUGGUCCCUUGGUCAGCAGAGAUGUAUAGCUACAUACAGAGUCCAUGAUGAGGGUGUAUGGGCACUUCAAGUCAAUGAAGCCUUCACUCACGUAUAUUCAGGUGGAAGAGACAGAAAGAUAUACUGUACAGAUCUACGAAAUCCUGAUAUUCGGGUGCUCAUUUGUGAAGAAAAGGCACCUGUCCUUAAGGUAAUAUACAUAACAAUUUUUUUUAAUAUACAUCUUGGUAAAACUUACUAUCAGUAGAGCUGCAAACCUCCUUUUGUUUCCAUCAGAUACAGCUUGACUGUUCUGGGUGGCAAGUGUAGAAAUGCAUAAUACAACUUGGGACAUCAUUUGUGGAGAGGGCGUAGUUAUUAUUAUUUAUUCAAUUUUUAUACCGCCCUUCAUCCAUAGAUCUCAAUGCAGUCCACAGCAUAAAAACAAUAUAAAAACACAAAAUAAAUAAUAAAAAGAAGAACAACGGAACAGUAACUCCCCCCUCUUUCCCCACCCCCUCCCACAAACACAUUAAAAAGGGUUAAGGAUGUUAAUCAGCCAAAGGCCUAGUUAAAGAGGAAUGUUUUCGCCCGCCACCUAAAGGUGUAUAUUCCAUAAAUGAGAACCUUCCUCACUGUUUGCAUCUGUAAGGAGAUGAGACAUAAAUACUGGGCAUUUUUUAACAUAAACAUGGUGGUUUUUUUAUGACAAAUGUUGCUUUAUUCAUAUUGUUUUUUGAAAUCAAUAAUUUUGCUGUGGCUGUGGCUUAAAUAUAGACUGUUAUUUUUCUAAAUUUGGAUAUGUUAACUCCUGUAACUUAAUAACAAGGCCAACCUUCGGAUGUGUUCCACAAUACUUCAGCCACUUACCAUCAUAGAGUAAUGACAGUGUACAACCAAACUAGAAAAACAGGGUUGCUGAAAUCUGCUCAGUCUUUGGAAAACACAUCUAGAAAGUAAAGCUUUAUUUAAAAAUAUCAUGCCGCCCUCUGAGAUGGAGCCUUUAUCUCUGUGAGAUGGGUUGUCAAUUUUAAGGAAGAUAAGCAGGAACAUAUAGUAGGUGUUAGAACAGUACUGUGUGUUAUGAUAAAUCUCAUCUGUAAAUUCAGUUUUUAAAUACAUCUGUACACUAUGCAUAUAGAAACCUGACACCUGAAUUUCAAAAGCAAAUUUGCCAAUUGUACUGGAACUGUUGAUUUUAUUAUUUUAACCUGAAGCCUAGUUCUGCCCUGGGUUCUGUUCCUUCUUACUCCUAGUGAAACAUGUGGCCCCUUUCAGCACUAAAAUUCUAUGAUUCUAUGUUCCACUUGGUAUAAAGGAGUAUACUGUAUAUUGUAUGGGUGUGCACCAGUAGAAAGAUGAUGUAACACUUCUCAUUUCUUGAUUGUUCAGAUGGAGCUAGAUCGAUCAGCUGACCCUCCUCCAGCACUCUGGGUUGCAACAACAAAAUCAUCUGUGAAUAAGUGGGUAAGAAAUGAAUUAAACCUGUGUAAAUUUACAUAUGCCCAGUUGUGCAUAAUUGAUCCUUCCUUGAUAAUCUUGGGAAGCUCACUUGAGCAAAGUUGUAGAAUCCCUCAUCUAUAAAUGGAACUCUCUCCACCAUACUAAAAUAUACAUGCAUCCAUCACUGGGCAAUAUCCAGUGUUGGUCAAACUCACAAGUAGACCCAUUUAAAUAAGUGGCCUACUCUGAGGCUGACUAACAUUAGAUAUCACCUACUGACUCAUCUAGGAUGGCGGGUGGCGCUGUGGGUUAAACCACAGAGCCUGGGACUUGCCGAUCAGAAGGUCGGCGGUUCGAAUCCCCGCGACGGGGUGAGCUCCCGUUGCUCGGUCCCUGCUCCUGCCAACCUAGCAGUUUGAAAGCACGUCCAGCGGGAAGGUAAAUGGUGUUUCCGUGCGCUGCUCUGCUUCGCCAGAAGUGGCUUAGUCAUGCUGGCCACCUGACCCAGAAGCUGUACGCCGACUCCCUCGGCCAGUAAAGCGAGAUGAGCGCCGCAACCCCAGAGUCGGUCACGACUGGACCUAAUGGUCGGGGGUCCCUUUACCCUUUACCUUUACUGACUCAUCUGCUUUACGCACUUUGCAUAGAAGAGUGUGGCAUGAGUGAAGCUUGAUGCUUCUGCCUUCUGGACCAGUUUUGCACCUUGAUUCAUCAGGUCCUCUACUUGUGGCAUGAUGUUGUCCGAAUAUUUGUAGUUUUUUCACAAGGGCCAUCAUGGAAACUGGACAAAUCGUUCCCCCAAGGUGGAGAAAGAUCCUUUGAAGAAGGAGGCAGAGGCCAUAUUGUGUAGUGGAAUCUAAUUAUGAUCCUUUUACUUCUUCUCCCCUUGCUUUCAUUUUAUUUAUUUUUUAGACUUUGAAAGGAAUUCACAACUUUAGAGCUUCAGGGGACUAUGACAACGACUGUACCAACCCAAUCACACCCCUUUGUACACAGCCUGACCAAGUUAUUAAAGGUGCGAUUAACACUGGGGGAAUUACUUAAAAGUAGUGCUUUGGGGCUGGCAGGGCCAGCGGGGGGCAGAGAAAUAAACAGUACUUGAUCCAGAUUUAAUCUUUCUGCAAAAUCUUGUGUAAAUGAUCAAUCUGUUCCUUUGAGCAUCAGGGCUUUUGUCAUCUACAUUGGUUGGGACUAAGCAAAGGGGGCUAGAGAGUCCUGCAAAGUACAGAAGUGCGGCUCUUCAACAUUUGGGUCCUGUCAGGCAGAAACUAUCUCUCACUAUGACUGAUGGGAGCCUUGUUCUGUGGUUUGUUUUAUGUGUCUCCCCACCACAGCACCACCACUUUAAAGUAAAAACUUGCCAAUUCAGGAUUCCAGGCCUAGGCACCAGGUACUGCACCCAGACACCAUAUAAAAUUCUGCAUGGUGCUUCCAGAGGUGCAGAAUAUUAAUUAUUCCUGUUCCAUCUGAGUAAUGAAAAAUUAAAAACAAUUCAAAAUGGCAUCUUCCUUUUUUUUCUUUCGACUGAUCCUUUCCCACACAGGCUUUGUGUGUAUCUUUCUGUGUUAAACACUUUUACAGACAGAGAGAUCUGCAUGGAUGGUCUGAUUUACUUGGGUUUCCCCUCCCUUUCUUUUUUCUUUUUCCCUAGGGGGUGCUAGUAUUAUUCAGUGCCACAUUCUCAAUGACAAAAGACACAUAUUAACCAAAGACACAAACAACAACGUGGCGUACUGGGACGUGUUGAAGGUAGGUGCCAAGUGACUGGUCAAAUAUGUGUGAUUAGGUUGUCUUGUAUUAACUGCUUCUUCAUAUACAGUGGAUUCAUGUUUCCCGUGUAGCUUGGAUUGGUAGAUCCCCUUUAGGAUGGGAUCCAUCAGGUGCUGCUUUGGAAGAACAAAAGGGCCGUUUGGGGUGGGAACAUCUUUUACAGCUGGUUUUUGGCCAUUUUUUAAUAGUUCAUGCUUCUUCAUAGCUCUCCAUUAGCUUUUGUAAAAAGAGAAGUACUUCCUGAUUAAAUCAAUAAACUCAUUAAUCCCUUGCUUAAAAACAGAAGCUCUAAAUUAUCUUAGAGCACAUUUCUUCCUCUCUCCUUCAAAAAACCACCGUUCCAACCUAUCAGGCAGUAAAUUACUUCUGAGCAAGUUCCUGGAGAAAGGUCAGUAGCGAUGCCUCUUAUAGCAGUAAUUUACAGUAACUGCUAGGGUGUUUUAAGAGAGCUAGUUUUCCUUGCUUUUUCUUGAAGCCCCAUUGGGUGUGUAUUUUAAACAAAUUGGAAAUGGGUGGUUGUAUCGCUCAACUGAUAGCAAGGCGGCUCCAUCAGGGGAACUUGAGUGGUGGUGGGGGAAAGGAAUUUUGAUCAAUUCCUCUCCUUCCCCAAAAAAGCUCAACAACUUUGGUCAGUCCAAUGGGUAGAUCACUGCCGGUUUAUUUAUAGUGGGGGUAGAUCACAGUCUCUUGGAAGUAGGGCAUGUGCCUGCUCUAAAACUAUUUUGGAGGAUUGCGGACCCGACUUCAAAAGGUUUGGGAACUCAGAGGGCUGCAAGGGAGUGGAAGAAAUGUUGAAAGCUGCUUUCUUCCCCAUUCCUCUAAUGGAGCUCUUUGCUAUUGGUCUGAGUGGCGCAAUUGGAUGCAACUCAUCCUAAACAUGAGAGAGCAUUCAAAACAAACUCUGCCAGGGAGUGCAAGUUUGUUGAUGAUAUGUGGUACAUCUGUGCUGCAUAACCUUUUCUGUUGUUGUCGUCUUACAUACAGGCAUGUAAAGUAGAAGACCUUGGGAAAGUGGACUUUGAAGAAGAAAUUAAGAAAAGGUUUAAAAUGGUUUACGUGCCAAAUUGGUUUUCAGUAGACUUAAAAACUGGGGUAAGGCACACUUUAAUUAAUUUCAGUGUUGUUGAGGUGAUUUAUAGCUCCUUCCUUUGGCGCUCAAGGCUGUGUGUGUGUGUGUAUAUAUAUAUAUAUAUAUAUAUAUGGUGUGUGUGUGUGUGUUUAUAUAUGUCUAUAUAUGGUGACAGCCGCAAUGUAAUUUUUAGAACAGCCCUGCGUGGUGCAUUGGGCUGAGACAUUGUGGUUAGGAGACUGUGGGCCUAAUUAGGCUUGGCAAGGGUCUUACGCACCCUUUUAAAAGGACCUCUACUGGAUAAGGUCAAAGGCCCAUGUAGUUCAGCAUACUGUUCUCACAUUCACCACCCGGGUGCCCCUGGGAAGCCUGCAAAGCAAGACAUAAGCACAUCAGCUCUCUCUCCUCUUGUGAUACCCAGCAUUUGCUAUACCGAGACACACUGCUGAGAGUGGAGGUGGAAUAUGGCCAUCAUGGCUAGUAGUCAGUGAUAGCCUUGUCCUCCAUGAAUAUUUUAAAGCCACCCAAGUCGAUGGCGUACACUACAUCCUGGAGGAGCGAAUUUCAUAGUUGAACUGUAUGCUUUGUGAAGGAAGUACAGUCGUACCUUGGAAGUUGAAGGGAAUCCGUUCCAGAAAUCUGUUGGACUUCCAGAACGUUUGGAAACCAAAGUGCGAAGCUCCUGCAGCCAGUCGGAAGCUGCGGAAGCUCCAUUGGAUGUUCAGCUUCCAAAUAUAGAUCGCAAACCGGAACAAUCACUUCCAGGGUUUGCAGCGUUCGGGAUCCAAAACAUUUGAGAACUAAGCUGUUUGAAAACCAAGGUACGACUGUACUGUCUUCUUUCUGUCCUGAAUCUUGCAACGUUCAGCUUAGUUAGAUGUUCCCAAGUUCUAGAGAGAGGGAGAAAAACUUCUCCCAAACCACACUAUACAUAAUGUUACACAUCUCUUAUCAUGUGCUCCUGGGCUCUCCGUUUUUUCAAAGCAGUUACUUAAAUUUUAAAUAUAUGAAAUUGGAUUAUGCAUAUUGUAUACAUAUGUUUCCUGCAAGAGGAAGGGACAAAAUGUCUAGGUGCACAAGGAAAAAAAGGGUGUGUUUUAAAUGAAGCAGAGGUUGAAGUUGUGUGCAGAUACCAGUUUGCAAUCUGAUGUUCAAGAGAGUCCCUGAGGAAGAGCGGUGGUUUGAAGCACAUUGGUCAUAUGCCUUUGGUUUGAGAUGGUAGCUCUCUUGAAAGUAACUAAAUAUAGUCAAGUACCUCUUUGGAGUCUGCAUUGUUAGUUCCAAAAGGUGUGCCAAAUUCCUUCCACAAGCAUUUUUUAAUCUCAAAGCUUCCUUAUCGAAUCACCUGUCAAUCACUAUGAUAACAUUUUUCAUUCGGGUUUAAAAUGGGCUACAGAGGAGGAUCCUUGCCAAAAGCAAGGCUUGACAUCACUUCCCAUCAUCUUCCCUCUCGCUUCUGGCAGGGAUCGGAUGACCAAUCCCCAUGGGAUUGAUAAUGUCUUUGUUUUUUAUUUUCAGCAGCAUUAGUGUUUGAAACCAUUUCUUUUGUUGUUCCCAGUUGAAAAUGAGGCACACAUUUGUUUGAGAAUUUGUAUUCAGCAUGUUGAUGAAUACUAAUUACUGUGGAAAUGUAGUGAACAACUGUUCAAAGAUCUUGCUGUAUGGCCUUGUAAAACUAAUACACAGAUACUAAUGUAAUGAUGAGAUGACAGAUGUUGUCAUCUGCAUGUAAUCCUUUGUAUAAUCAAAGUGUGCUUGUCAAAGUUUUCUGUAGGUUUGAAUGUGUAGGUUUCGUUCUUAAUACAGUAUUCAUACUGCAUUCCUCCCAACGGUCUUGUUUUGACAGAUGUUGACAAUUACUUUAGAUGAGAGUGACUGCUUUGCAGCUUGGGUCUCAGCAAAAGAUGCUGGCUUUAGCAGUCCAGAUGGCUCUGAUCCAAAAUGUGAGUGUGCGUUGACAUUAUUUCAUUAAACAACAAAACUCCUUUACCUUACCAUGUUUCUGAAAAGUGUAUAUAAACCUAUUGGGCGAUCUCCCUACGCCCCGUCAAAUGCUCGAGAGAUUUUUUUUUCUUUUUCUUUUUAAUUCAGACUUCUUGCUGUGGCAGUUUGUGUUGGCUUGGUUUUCUUUGAAAACUUAACCCUUGCGAGGCUCAAAUUGCCUAGCCUGUCUUGGUCCACAGUUCUGCACUACUUGUAGCAGUGUAAUCUGUGAGACUGUCACCAGCUCAUCCUCUGCAUGGAGUGGAAAUUUGGGGCGGUAUUCAAUGAACUCAUUCCAUAAGCUCAGGGAUUUACACGUCACCCCUCUUCCUUCCUGUGUGUGUCCAGUGCCCCCCCAUAUCUGCUCCAGACAGUUGGGGGAACCCCCUGAACAGAUUUAGUGGGGAGGAGGGAGGAGGAAAAUCUGUUGCACAAGCUUAUAUCCUUGCACUGGUGGAGUGAGUUAAUUAGCACUUCAUUGAAUGCAAGCCAUUACCCUGAUCUUGCAAGCAAACCAGUUUGCAGCAUCAGUACUUCAGUUUUCAACAAGUGCCCUUCAGUGAAGGCUCCUUUUGAGCUUUCAAUUAGAAAGUAUGAACUAAGGUCCAGAUCCAAAGAGCUACCUCAGUGCAUACAGGGACCUGAGCCCAUCCUGUGGGUUUGCCUCUUUGAAUAGCAAAGUCCCGUGCUAUAUCAUAAACCUGCUUUUGAAAGUUCCCUCGGUUUCCAAAGAGGUUUAUGUUGGGAGGGGCUGUUUUUCUGUCCAGAAAAACAAGGCCAAAACAGCCCCCGUGGGUAUGUGGAACCAGCUGCAUGGUUCUUUGGAUGGCAGCCUUAAAAAUGUCUGUAACUAAUACUAAUAACAUGCUAGUUUUUUUAAUUAAAAAAUUCAUUUCUAACUUUUAUAAAUACCGGCGACAAAUUCUUGUUUUCUUUCCCUUUUGUGUUACAAAAUGCAGUGAACCUGGGAGGGCUCUUACUGCAAGCUCUCUUAGAGUAUUGGCCUAGAACCCACAUCAAUCCUAUGGAUGAAGAAGAAAAUGAGAUGAACCAUGGUAAGUGAUUCUUUGUGCUGCAUGGAAAGGUUAGACUUUCCUUUCUCUUAGCAUAUUGGCAAUGCCUUCCUGUACGUAUAGUAAGCUUUGAUAUGUAAAUACGGAGUAUAAUCCACAUCUGAUCCUACUAGCAAGAGAAAAGGUAGCUGGGUGCCAGUUCUCGAUCCAGCUUUGUCGCUGGAGACCUAGAUAGCCCCAGUGGCUAGAAGCACUUUUCACCAGCUGCAACUGGUAUGACAGCUUGGCCGCAGCAGUUUUUGUGCAAUGGUUAAUUCAGGAUUGGAUUACUGCAUACGUGUUCUAUGCAAGGCUUCCCUUGCGCUUGAUCCGGAAGCUCCCGCUAGUGCAGAAUGCUGCAGCAUGGUUGCUAACGGCGGUGAGACCCUGCCGGCAUAUGAGACAUCCUUUCAGAGACCUGCCCGUUUGCUUACAGUUCAAGGUUUUACCAUUAGCAUAUAAAAGCCCUUGGACCAGUUUACUUGCAAGAUCACUUUAUCUUAUAUAUACCAAUUGACUGCUUCACUCUGCAGAACUGACACUAGUUGCAGGUGCCACGUAAUACUUGUUCCACCUUUGUAAGAAAUUGAUCUUUUAGUGUAGCGGUGCCUGCACUUUGGAACUCCCUUCCUAUUGACACCACACAGGUACCACUGUACUCCUUUCAGCUCCUGCUAAAAAAAAUAAAUGUUCAGGCCAGACUAUCCAGAUACAUGUGCUAAUCUGGUUUUAGCCGAUCCUUGAUUUUAUUUUAUUUUAAUGUUUUAAUUAGUUGUUUUGAACUGCUUUUGCUCAUAAUUUUGUUUUAUUCUUUUUGUAGAUUGCUUUGAGGCUUUAAGCGGUGCAUAAAUCUUGUAAAGUAAAAAAAAUGAAACAAAUUUCAAAAAUCUCUUGCAGUGAUGAGAAUGGAAUAUGCUUGUUUUGAACUGAAUUACUACUGUGUGGUCUUAUUACUGUGUGGUCCAUUUCUCCCCUUCCUAUAAUAGUGAACGGCGAGCAGGAGAACAGAGUACAGAAAGGAAACGGAUACUUCCAGGUGCCACCGCACACGCCAGUUAUUUUUGGCGAAGCUGGAGGACGCACUUUGUUUAGGUACAAAAAUUCUGAAAAAGAAUUCUGGGGAAGUUGGGGUGGAGAGGGGAGCACGUCUGCCGUCUCACGUUUAGGUUACUGGCUUAUUGGUUGUAAACCGUGUGACAGGAUUUGGAAAAGCAAACGAUGAGCAAACUUGAAUUCUUUGAUAGUGCGACUUAGUGACAGUGCCAUGACUCCAAUCUCACCUCUGCCAUUAGAUGGCCUUAGGGAAGCCACAGACAGUCAGCUUGUCCAUCUGCCAUAGGGGAUCUGUAUUCACAGGAUUGUUUUAAGGACCACAAAGAAAAUAUAUAAUAAGCAGCAUUACCUUUUAAACCCAAAGCAAGUUGAUUGUCAAGGGGCACUUUCCUCUCUUCAGAUGUCCUUUAUUCUCUCUGCAUAUAAACUGUGAAGGAGCAAGGCAUGUUUUCAUAAAUUGUCUCAAGGAGUUUAAACGCUUUAUUAAGAUAUUGUUCAUGGUGCCAUCCCAAAGGCUCACACCCUUUCUCACUACACAAGAAGUCAAGAAUGAGUUCUCCUCCUGUGCUCCCAUGUCAGAAGGCAGACAAUUCCUCACGAGGUAAGAAGUGGCCCCAACCACUCUCCCUCCCUAAACUUCUUGACACCUAAUUGGAGAUCAGCGGUUUUGCAGCCUCCUAGGAAGCAAAUUUUUCCUCUCUCUUAUGAAAUACUAUUUCUGAUCCGCACAAUUUGUGCGGUGGGGAGAACCCCUUAAUUCCCUCCCCAAGCAGUAGGAGAGGCAUGGGAAUUAGUUUGCCUCUCAGUGGCCACUCCCCUCUGUAGCAGGAGCCAUGAAGGGACAUCCUAGGAAAGCAAGUUGUCACUGGAAGGGCUUUCAGUGGCAAGGCUGAUCAGCUAAUAAGCUGAUGGUCUGGACUUGCUCUGUGCUCCAGAGAGCUCCCAGCUAGCAAAAGUUAGUAAAGGUAGUAGAUGAGAAUACUUGAUCCAGAUCCCAGUGGGGUGGACCCCAUCAGGUAAGGAGAGGAAGGCAGAGGGAAGCCAAGGUUUUAUCCAUUCAUUAGCAUCUAUGUCCAUUCUGCUGCAUUGAAGAAAUGGGGCUAUUCUGUUAAAGAGUGCUACCCUUUUGGUUUUUGUGAUCAAAACCUAGUCUGUCCCACUGAAGGAUUUGUCACAGGAGAAUACUGGUUCAUUUAUGAUACCCCAAGUGUUUUGCUUUUUUUUUGCAUGCCCUGCUUGGCUACUUAUUUAUUUUAGGACUUCCUGGGGAUAUCUUAUUCACCUUUAACUGUUGGUUUUUGUUUUAUCUCUUACACCGGUACCUAGCCAUGCAGAUGGACUUUAGGUGCAAGCUAACAGUUGAAGCAUUCCAUAGGUUCUAAGAAGCCAAAAUAAAAAUCUGUGGAGUGGGACCCUUCCUCCCUUCUUGAUACCACAUUUUAUGUGCUGUCUUCUUACAUACCACAGGAGUUAACCCAUUCCUGACCAAGAAGGAAAAUAUAUGAUUAGACUUAACCUUGCUCUUUGUCCUAAAAGUUGACGUCCCUUCAAGGUAUUGUAGUAAGAUGAGGCAGUUGGUAGCUUUGGACUGGACUUUAAUUGCCUGUGCUAAGGAAGCGAACUCAGACAUGUAACUUAAAGCAUUCCCAAGCAUAAUUCAAUGCAGGACAUGUGCCACAAGCCGCGGGCACAAAUUCAUCCCAGCAUGUCUUAAAACACAUUUGCCUUUGUCUAUCAGACUAUAUACCUUGUUACUUCCAAUGGUAUUUCCUUGUUUUCAUACACUUGCUGUUGGUUUUUGUGCAGAGAUGACACCUUAAAAGAUUUUUUCCCACCCCGCAUUAAUCUAUCAAUGUACCAUGUUUUGAAACUCUUUCCAAUUAGGCUGCUAUGUCGGGAUUCCGGGGGUGAGACUGAAUCCAUGCUCCUUAACGAAACAGUGCCACAAUGGGUAAUUGACAUCACUGUGGAUGUAAGUUUCUUUUCGAUAUUCUAGACUUGCAGGAAAGAGAGAAAAUCUAGAGCAGCCUUCCCCAAGCUGGUUUUGGACUACAACUCCAGUGGGGCUGGUGGGAGUUGUAGACCAAACUGGUGUAGACUUUUGCUCUUAAUUAAAAAUAAAAUAAAAAAUUGGCUGUUAAGGGCCAUGCUUCUGUUUCAGGUACGUGGAAUAUGCUGAGAGCAUUUUGCAAGUUUAAAAAUGAUUCGUCUUAUUUACAGCUUUAGUUGUGAUUUUAUUUCUCUUGUUUCCUUAUCUGAAAGUAAAUUAAAUGAUUUCAGUUGCUGAGUUGCACUUAAGCUGGCAGGAAUGCUACUGAAAUUUCUCUUGUGACUAACUAAGGCAGUGAAACAUCGUUCAGUUUUAGCUAUAAAAAAAACAACAAGCUGGGGAACAAUGACAAAGAAAAACUCAUGCAAAUGAGAAGAUUAAUUUAUCAUUUAAGGAGUAAGUAAAUGUGCUUGUUACAGUUUCUGCUUUUUUAUUUUGUAGAAGAAUAUGCCAAAAUUUAAUAAGAUUCCUUUCUACCUCCAACCUCAUUCCUCAUCUGGAGCAAAAACGUUAAAGAAGUAAGUAUAUAAAAUAAAUUACAAAACUGCUCUUGGUUUCCAGGAGCAUGGAAUAAUGAGCCACAAUCGGCUAAGACUUCGUGUCUCAACCACAAAUACACUUUGUUUCCACAGGGAUCGACUGUCAGCCAGCGACAUGUUGCAAGUUAGGAAGGUGAUGGAGCAUGUUUAUGAAAAAAUAAUAAAUCUGGACAAUGAAUCUCAGACAACUAGCUCUUCCAAUAAUGAAAAGGCUGGGGAACAAGAAAAAGAGGAGGACAUUGCUGUUUUAGCAGAAGAGAAAAUUGAACUUCUGUGCCAGGACCAGGUAUCCUCAUUGCCUACCUUUCUGGUGGUUUUAAGAAUUCAGUGGAGUGGACACAACGUUGUAUGCCAUUCUGAGUUCCUUGGAAGGAAGGCAGGAUAUGUUGGCUGGUGGGGAGGUGGUGGUCUUGAAGUCCUAUGAAAUGCUUUUGGAGAAGAAGAAAAGCCGGGGUUGUGUUUGUGGCAUUGGAGCACGUAACCUGUCACAUUCUGAGAAUUCAAAAAUGGGCUCAAACCAAAACAGGUUCGCUUUUGUCCUGAAUAACUGUGUUGUCUCCCAGUGGUUGAAAUUAUCCACCUCUCCAGGGUGGGAGAAGAUUCUCCAGUGGGUACCAACACCUCACUUUGCAUGUCUUCUUGCAGUAGAGAGCCUCAACCAUCAGUGGGACCCAAAAAGGGGUUCCCUGGCAAAUUCCCUCUUGUAAAAUUAAUUUGGAGUCCCAAAGGCACUCAGAGAACCAACCGCUUUGAAAUCCUCAAGUAGAGUUCCUCAGUCUCACACAAGUUGUUAGUAGACAAGGUGUGGUGUCAGACAGCCCCCCGUCAGUACAUUUAUCACACUGCAAAGUAUUUUCAUUUACUUGCGUGCUUUAAAAACAAUGGUUCAUCUUCCUUGGCUGCCGUGAUGCAAGUUCCAUUUUGAAUAAUAAUAAUAAUAAUAAUAAUUUAUUAUUUAUACCCGCCCAUCUGGCUGAGUUUCCCCAGCCACUCUGGGCGGCUCCCAAUCAAGUAUUAAAAACAAUGCAGCGUUAAAUAUUAAAAACUUCCCUAAACAGGGCUGCCUUCAGAUGUCUUUUAAAACUAGGAUAGCUACUUAUUUCCUUCACAUCUGAAGGAAGGGUGUUCCACAGGGUGGGCGCCACUAACGAGAAGGCCCUCCGUCUGGUUCCCUGUAACCUUACUUCUCGCAAUGAGGGAACCGCCAGAAGGCCCUUGGCGCUGGAUCUCACUGUCCGGGUUGAAGGAUGGGGGUGGAGAUGCUCCUUUACUCCAAGAGUCUUAAAGUUUACAUUCAUCGAUGGCUAUUAGAAAGCAAUUUGUGCUUUGCUACCUUAAAGCAGACUUGGGAAUCUGAAUGCCUUUGAACAUUCUCUGGGUCAUGUAAUGUAGCUGAAAUAUGCAGCCUGAACAGGAAAAACCUGUCAUAAGGAAGAUGAUGUUGCUGCUUUUGCAAAGCCCCAACAGCCUAUGUACCUGGGUGAUUGCUGAAUUUGGGGGCUUCUGGCACAUAAAAUGAGCUUCUGUGGCCAAAAUUUGGGCUGCAGUCGUCGCACAAGCCUUCUAAUGGCUGACAGGGAAAUAAAAGACGCAUGCUUGAGAGGGGAGACACAUGGAUAUUGCUUCUUUCAUAACAGAUAGUGGGAUAUAGAAUCAUAGAGCUGGAAGGGACCCUAAGUCAAACCCCGUGCAAGGCAAGAAUUUGCAGCUGUCCCUUAUGGAGAUCGAACCUGCAACCUUGGUGUUAUCAGCACCACUCUAAUCAUCUGAGCUAUCCUGAGGCCUGUGCCUGUAUGCCUAGGUACAUACAGGUGUACCAUCCGAGAGAUGUUUAAGGGGGCGGGGGAGGGAGGGAGAGAAUGGAUGUCUAUAUGUGCCAGGGAAUAAAAACUUAAGAGGGAUCAGAGUCUGAUGGAAAAACCCAAUUGGUUUUGUGUGAACAGGUAUUGGAUCCAAAUAUGGACCUUCGAACCGUCAAACACUUCAUAUGGAAGAGUGGUGGCGACUUGACUCUCCACUACCGCCAGAAGUCGACGUGA
Molecule: messenger RNA, 26718 nt
Organism: Podarcis lilfordi (Lilford's wall lizard)
Lineage: Eukaryota; Metazoa; Chordata; Lepidosauria; Squamata; Lacertidae
Source: the annotation of a GenBank genome assembly